Molecule: messenger RNA, 1929 nt
Organism: Procambarus clarkii (red swamp crayfish)
Lineage: Eukaryota; Metazoa; Arthropoda; Malacostraca; Decapoda; Cambaridae
Product: probable cytochrome P450 49a1
Molecular function (GO): heme binding; oxidoreductase activity, acting on paired donors, with incorporation or reduction of molecular oxygen; monooxygenase activity
Source: RefSeq, a predicted model, not a curated record
UUAGAUACAACGUCACUAUAAUACUAGCGGUUGUUCAUGUCAUUUUGGUAAUUACAAAGUUUGGUGCUAACUGGUACCCCUGGAGGCCCCUGGUCCAGCCUCAAGGUCAUUACAGUAUAUGCCAUCUCCAGUAUAGUGGCUGCUGGCGACGGGACCACUACUACAUUUUUGUCACCAACAACACUCUCUUGUACGUCAUGUUAGGCGUAGUGAGGCUGGGGCUGGUGCGGGCUGUGUGGCGCCCAGCGCCUCCCUGGUCACGUGCCCUCUCAGUCACAGUCACAUCUCACCAAGUAACAGCAGCAGCAGAGCAGACGUCAGCAGUAAAACCGCUCUCUGCAGUACCAGGACCACCAAGUUACCCUUUUGUGGGGACUUCUCCCUCCAUGCUACUAGACAAAUCCUUCUCUAAGAGAAAGAUUCACAUCUACUUCCAAAAGAUGGUUGAGAAGUAUGGCCCCAUUGUUAAAUUAUCGCAGCCAUUUAUGCCCCCGAUGGUGCUAGUGUCCCGCCCUGACGACGUGGAGACUGUGAUACGAGCCACCAUGGACAACCCUAUUAGGGACGGCUUCACUUCCUUCCAGAAGAUCAGGGAGGAGGCUGUCAACAACUACUUCGAGAAUAAAACUGGAAUAUUGACUGAGAAUGGGGAGGAGUGGUGGAGAGUCCGCAGCCGAGUGCAGACGAAUAUGAUGAGGGUCAAGGAGGUGGUGCACUAUCUGCCUGUCAUGGAUCAAAUUACUUUGGAGUUCAUGGACAGAAUUUCAUCACUUCAGUCCCAGUUUGGAGAAAUGCCGAGUGAUUUCCAGAAUGAAUUAUACAAGUUUGCUCUUGAGUCUGUUGCUUCUGUGGCAUUGAAUCGUCGGCUUGGGUGUCUGGACCCAAACAUUGCAGAGGACUCUGAACCCAUGAAGAUGAUCAAAUUGGUAAAUGUAUUAUUUCAUUCUCUGAAUGACGCAGAAUUCAGCGCUCACCUUUGGAAGGUGUUCCCGACCCCGUCCUUCAAGAGGCUCAAGAACAGUCACCAGGAGUUCUUAGAAAUUGCGGACAGGAACAUACGCGAGACGGAGACUGAGCUGCUGGCCAAGCCUGCUGGUGAGGGCCAGGAGGUGACGCUGAUGGAGGCGCUGCUCCUCAAGCCGGGACUCACCCGUAAGGACGUCGUCACCCUCAUUCUCGACAUGCUCUUCGCCGGCAUCGACACGACCUCCCACACGCUGGCCUUCGCUCUGUACCAGCUGGCCAGGAACCCGGAGGCGCAGGCACGGCUGCAGGAGGAGGUGGACGCGGUGCUCGGCGACCAUCGGGGACCCCUCACACGGCAACACUUGGCUCAGUUCUUCUACCUCAAGGCUGUCCUCAAAGAGUCCAUGAGAGUACUUCCCACAGUGAUGGGGACGAGCAGAACCCUGGAUAAGGAUCUUGUCCUCGGUGGAUACUUAAUUCCUAAAGGGUGGUCAGUGAUGAUCAUGACCAUGACGAUGGGCUGGGAUGAGUCGAUAUUCCCUCGGGCGAAGGAGUUCCUUCCUGAGCGCUGGAUGAGGAACAAGCCUCUGGGGCCCAUCAACCCCUUCGCCACCCUUCAGUUCGGAGCUGGAACCCGGAUGUGUAUCGGUCGACGCAUUGCUGAACAAGAAAUGUUCACAUUCCUCAUCAGGGUGAUGCAGCGCUUCACUGUUGAUUACAAGUAUGAAGACAUAGAGCUUGAGAGUCGCCUGGUGUUCGCUCCCUCACAGCCGCUCAGGUUCACCUUCACCCCCAGGAACUGACACCCGGGGAUAUGUCUAGCUCCUCAUGCUUAACACACUCAUACUCUAGGAGGGGAACCCGGCGGUGCCCGGGACAGUCUCUCUCUCUCUCUCCCCACCCUUAUCCUACCUCUCUUCUUUUCUCCUAUCCCCACAUACCCUUAUGCCCCGCCCCCCUCCC